Hyalella azteca is the source of this 1971-nucleotide messenger RNA. RefSeq names its product RNA polymerase II-associated protein 3. The record is from RefSeq and is a predicted model, not a curated record. NCBI's taxonomy places the organism in Eukaryota, Metazoa, Arthropoda, Malacostraca, Amphipoda, Hyalellidae. The transcript is spliced from 11 exons. Bases 68 to 1816 code for a protein of 582 amino acids. Gene Ontology annotation, molecular function: protein binding.
GCGCAAAGCUUAUGCAGCCUUCCCAAGAUCUCCCUUGCUCAUCGGUGACUGGAAAAUUAUAAUUAAAAUGGAUGCCAGUAAAUUGAAGGAAUUUAGAGAUGGAGCUCGUGCCAUUGAAGAUUACAUAAUAAGCUUGAACAGGUGGGAGAAAAAUAUUAAAGAAGAAGACAAAAAGUUGAUGGAAAUAUGUGCACAACAGAGGAACCAUGACCUCUCUGAGGAAUUUCCUAUUCGCUCUAAAGCUCGAGAGCUGCUUAUGUCAGAAGGUAAAAGAGAGGAGGUGGAAAAGAAAGAUCCAAUGAAAUCUGUCAUUGGUGGCAAGUCAAAGAUCAAUGCAUAUGAUUAUGCAGCUUGGGACAAGUAUGAUGCUGAUGCUGCAGCAGAAGAAGUGGACAAAUUUACUCCUAAUCAAAAUAUAAAGUCAUUGUCCUCAGACUCUACACCUUCAAGCAACCUUAAGCAAACAAGGCAGAUAUCUUCAACGGAACCUCCAGCUUCUACUGAUGAAGCCAAGAUUAAAGCAUUAAAACUUAAGGAUGAGGGUAAUGAACUUUUUUCUGCUGGCAAAUAUGCUGACGCCAUCAAGGUUUACUCUACCGGCCUCAGUCUGGAUUCCAGUAACCACAUCCUCUAUGCCAAUAGAGCCAUGGCUUAUAUAAAGCUUGAGGAUGGCAGAGCAGCUGAGCGCGACUGCAACGUAUGCAUCUCAUUGUGUCCAGACUACCUAAAGGCUUACCUAAGGCGUGGUGUGGCCAGACUGCUCCAAGAUAAACUCCAACUAGCAUUGGAAGACUACAAUAAGGUGCUGACAGUUGAGCCAUUUAAUAAGGACGCCAAGUUUCAUGUGAGCCAAAUUGAACAGAAACUGGCCUCAGUCAAGCAGACAUCCAAGCCGCCAAGUUCUCAUGAAAAUAAGUCAAGUUUUGAAAUCCUUGCUGCAAACCGAUCUCAGAAGCCGCUAACAAAAGUAGACAUCAUUGAAUUGAACAAAGAAUCUCAAGUUCCGCCGUUCACUCGAGCAAUGAUUUCUCCCUCAACUCGAGCUCAAGAUACUGCUGCAUUAACCAGUCAUCAGAGGGUCGAUCCCGCGGCUACCUCCAGCAAUGAAAAUAUUUCCACUUCCGAAGUGAUCCGUGUAGAAACUCACCCUAAUUCGCCUAUUGCUAAUAUACCAACAUCUCCGACAACUGAAGCGAAAGCAGUAAAUUUCAGUGAGAAACAAUUUAUUGAACCUGAUUCAUGUUCACGAAUAUGUAAGUCUGAGCACGACGCGCAAUGCGAACCAAUGACGAAGUCUUCCCAGCUAAAAUGUGUGGAGUCUGAGCCAUUAGCUGAAUCAUUCAGUAAGUUUACACAGGAAUCAGCAUCGCCUCAAAUAUUCGUUGCAACGUCGGACUCGUUACAGAAAUCCGAGGAAUCCAAACUUCCUCUACCAUCGGUGCCUCGCACGUCGCACCAGUUCAUGACUGUUUGGGCUAGACUUGUUUCUGCGUCCCCUGACUUAGCUCUUCAGUGGCUUCAGCAGAGUAUGAAGGCGUCCCUAUUACGGAAGUUUGAGCUGGAGACUGAAUGCAUAGGCAGUUUAGUGCAGCAAUUGCUGCGAUUGCGCAAGGCCGUGCAAGAAUCGUCUGAUGCUUCGUACGUCGAUACGUUCGUAAUCGCCCUCACGGAGUCGAGAGGCUUCGACUUACAAGUGCUAUUCUUGGAGGAAACUCGCAAAAAUGACUUUCUUGAGCUUCUCGAGUUGAUGGAAGCAUCACAACGGAGUCUGCCUGCCAAGCUCGUGGCGCUGAAACAAGCUAUCAUAUCGCCAUAAAUAUGCUUCCUGUCCUGAUUUGUGACGUCUGGGAAACUAUGUUGUUCUCUGCUGAGUUUUUUUUUUUCGAAAUGCAACAGAUUUCCUUUGCUGACAACUCAAGUUUUUGGCCGUCAUGUUGUAAAUUAAAAACUUUAUUAAAAUUCUCAUUCAUU